AUUCAGGCUCUUGUAGAGGGCGGUGUUGUUUUCUAGGAACAUGGCUGCUCGUAUUGGGAAUAUGAAUGAGAACUAUGAUUGUGAUAUUAGCGUUACUAUGAAAGGAGGAACUGAUACAAGGCCACAGUUUGGUAAUCGUUAUUUAACAGAUAAAAAUUCGGUGUUUGAACAUAAUGCAUGGGACAACGUUGAGUGGAGUUUAGAACAGGAAGCUGCAGCACAAGAAAGAGUUUCUAAGAACUCAGAAGUCAGGGUACCAGAAUUUUUACAAGAAAAGUAUGAAACUGAAGCUUUUGAAUAUUGGAACAAGUUUUAUGGAAUACAUCAAAACCGAUUUUUUAAAGAUCGUCACUGGCUUUUCACUGAAUUUCCCGAACUUGCUCCACAAAACACCGAAUUCCCGCUGAGAGCCACCAGUUUAAAAAACAACCUACGUGAAAAUUCCCAAAGUGGUUACUUACCGACACCACCGUCUAGUAUAAGCCAGAGAGGUUUAGAACCUGCUAGAGAAGUCGACCGUGAAAAGAACUUGGGAAAUAAAAGUGUUUUAUCAAAUGUACAAACUGAUAAUUGUGAUAGUAAGCUGGAAUUUCCUGGAGCAGGAGCAACCACCAGGAUUUUAGAGGUAGGGUGUGGUGCAGGAAACACAGUCUUUCCAAUUUUAGAAGUUAACAAUGAUCAAGGACUUUUUGUUUAUUGCUGUGAUUUCUCUGAUGCUGCAGUUUCACUUGUUAAGAAACACGAAAAGUAUGAACCACAAAGGUGUUACGCUUUCACUUGUGAUGUGACUACAGAUGUCUGGCCUGUUCCAUUUCCAGAAGAAAGUCUAGACGUUAUUGUGUUAAUAUUUGUAUUGUCAGCAAUUCAUCCAAAUAAAAUGCAGCAUGUCAUCAACACCUUGGGCAGGUACCUGAAGCCUGGUGGACAGAUUUUGUUCCGUGAUUAUGGUAGAUACGAUAUGGCAGAGUUACGAUUCAAGAGCGGCUGUUGUCUUCAGGACCACUUCUACGUUCGUGGUGAUGGAACAAGAGUGUAUUUUUUUACUGAAGGUAAAGAGUUGAAUAAAACGCUUCAGUGAUCUGCGUUCAUUAGAUGUU
Molecule: messenger RNA, 1097 nt
Organism: Limulus polyphemus (Atlantic horseshoe crab)
Lineage: Eukaryota; Metazoa; Arthropoda; Merostomata; Xiphosura; Limulidae
Product: methyltransferase-like protein 2-A
Exons: 7
Coding region: 41-1078 (345 amino acids)
Molecular function (GO): tRNA (cytidine-N3)-methyltransferase activity
Source: RefSeq, a predicted model, not a curated record